Molecule: messenger RNA, 128 nt
Organism: Racocetra persica
Lineage: Eukaryota; Fungi; Glomeromycota; Glomeromycetes; Diversisporales; Gigasporaceae
Source: the annotation of a GenBank genome assembly
CUGAUGCUGAUGCUGAAGUUUGUAAUUUCUGUUUGAAAUGGUUAAUAGAAAUAUUGACUGUCGUUAGAGCAAAUUUUUGUUUUUGCGAUAGUUUUAUAUCAAAAUUUUGUGUUGCUGGAACCCAAGAG